This is a messenger RNA of Theobroma cacao (cacao), 1698 nucleotides long. Lineage: Eukaryota; Viridiplantae; Streptophyta; Magnoliopsida; Malvales; Malvaceae. The record is from RefSeq and is a predicted model, not a curated record.
AUGGGAGGUGAACCAGCAUUGAAACCAGCUAUUGCCAUCGAAUUUGAAGAAGAUACACUCAAUGAUAGAUGCUCAAUUCACAGGUCCCUUAAGAAUAAAAGCUCUGAUACCAUGUUAAACUUUAUAAGUGUUUAUGAAUUCCAGAGAAUAAGGAAAAAGAAGCAGAGAAAGGAGAAUAAAAGUUCUAAACAGAGUUUUUUUUUUAUUUAUUUGCUUAUUUUCGGGUGCCUAUCGAAGAUGUUUUCUCUCAAAAGCAUCCCUUCAACUACAUCAGUCCUAUCAACAUAUUCGACUUUCACAGCAUUAGCCAUGCUGGUUCGAAGUGUGGUUAGCGAUGUGAAGGCCAUAAUCAGCCAGCUCAUUCCAGAACGACUCCAAACAAUAUUACUGUCCAAACUUGGUCUUUUUUCAAAUCCAUCUUCCCAAAUGACUCUCCUCAUUGAUGAGUCUGAUGGGUUCUCCAUCAAUGAACUGUACGAAGCUUCCGAAACAUACAUACGGACUAAAAUCACUACUUCUAUGCGGAUGCUUAAGGCUUCCAAAGCCCCACGAGACAAGACGAUCACUGUAACCGUAAACAAAGGCGAAAAGGUUAUUGACAUAUUUGAAGGAAUCCAACUCAAGUGGGAAAUUACUUGUGCUGAGACGAAUGACAAUUAUCGAGGCAAGUCUGAAAAAAGAGCAAUUGAGCUCAGUUUUCACAAUAAAUUCAUGGAAAGAGUACUAAGUUCCCACUUGCCAUAUGUAAUGGAGAGAUCAAAAGCCAUUAAAGAAGAAAAUAAGGUGGUGAAGCUUUUUUCGCAGGGAGACUUACGUGGUAUAGACAUGGAUGGAGAAUGGGGAUCAACCAAUCUUGACCAUCGAGCCACUUUUAAUACAUUGGCGAUAGAUCCUAGCCUCAACAAAGAGUUAAUAGACGAUUUGGACCGAUUCGUUAGAGGAAGAGAUUUCUAUAGAAGAGUUGGAAAAGCGUGGAAACGUGGGUAUUUGCUCUAUGGCCCUCCAGGAACUGGCAAGUCAAGCUUGAUUGCUGCCAUGGCCAACUACCUAAAGUUUAAUGUCUAUGACUUGGAACUUGCGAGUCUGUGCAGGAAUUCAGAUCUUCGAAGAUUGUUAGUUUCUACCAAAAACCGAUCAAUAAUUGUGAUGGAGGAUAUUGAUUGCAGCAUUGAGCUCCAGGAUAGAGUAGACGAGAGAUGUAACCAGGGUAACAACCAGUUAACUCUAUCCGGAUUGCUCAACUUCAUUGAUGGCCUAUGGUCAAGCUGUGGCGAUGAGAGGAUAAUAGUCUUUACAACCAAUCACAAAGACAAGCUAGACCCUGCUUUGCUAAGGCCAGGUCGCAUGGACAUGCACAUCCACAUGUCCUAUUGCACUCCUAGUGGAUUCAGGAUCCUUGCUUCAAACUAUCUUGGCAUCACCAGUCACAAAUUUUUCACCCAAAUUGAUGAACUGAUGAUGGAAGUGGAGGUAACUCCAGCAGAAGUUGCAGAAGGGCUCAUGAAAAGUGAGGAUGCUGAUAUUGCCCUUGGAGGACUCAUCAAGUUCCUCCAGAACAAGAAAUUGGGAUCUGGGAAAUUGGAUUCUGAUGGUGGAGAAGCCGAUUUUGAAGAGGAAAAUGAAAGCAAUGAAUGUGGCACAGAUGUUGGGAAUAAGAGAGAGGCCAGGGCAAGAAUUGCUGAACUCGACAAAAAAUAA